This is a messenger RNA of Protopterus annectens (West African lungfish), 5765 nucleotides long. It is a transcript of the gene RAB40C, whose product is annotated as RAB40C, member RAS oncogene family. Lineage: Eukaryota; Metazoa; Chordata; Ceratodontiformes; Protopteridae. Gene Ontology annotation, biological process: intracellular signal transduction; protein localization to plasma membrane. Gene Ontology annotation, molecular function: GTPase activity; GTP binding. The record is from RefSeq and is a predicted model, not a curated record. Gene Ontology annotation, cellular component: plasma membrane; synaptic vesicle; endosome.
AAGAAGAAGGUGGUGCAAUUUUCGAGUAUAGGCUGAAUAAUAGAUAAUCGUGGAUGGGGUUUGUGGUUGUUUUUUUUCCCUGUGAAUAUUUUAAUAGUGUGGACUGAUACAACAAAAGGCAGUGAAACACUGUCCAAAUUUUGUACAGCUCUACCAAAGUUUAAAGACUUACAGCUAUGUAAAAUGUGUAUGGUGUAGCAGGCCGUAGAAAGACGUGUAGACCAGGGAGCGUGUGCAGCGGCAGAGCCCGAAGAACUAUAGAGAUUUAUAGGCUUGAUUGUUGCUUCAAGCCGUGUGACGGGGUGGGGCAGGCCUGCAGGAUGUGGAGCGAAGGACGGCCACCGGGGGCUUGGAGCUACCGUUGAGCGUGCCUGUGUGUCGUUGAUUCUCUGUUGUCAGUAGGCGGUAUGGGUAGUCAAGGCAGUCCAGUGAAGAGUUACGAUUACUUGCUUAAGUUCCUGCUGGUCGGGGAUAGCGAUGUAGGUAAAGGAGAGAUCCUGGAGAGCCUACAGGAUGGUGCAGCCGAGUCCCCAUAUGCCUACAGCAACGGGAAUUCUGUUGGUAUAUGACAUCACAAAUCGCUGGUCCUUUGAUGGUAUAGACCGAUGGAUCAAGGAAAUAGAUGAGCAUGCCCCUGGCGUCCCUCGGAUAUUGGUUGGCAAUCGCUUACACCUGGCUUUCAAGCGCCAAGUUCCAACAGAACAGGCACGAAGCUAUGCAGAAAAAAAUGGGAUGACCUUUUUUGAAGUAAGCCCCCUCUGCAACUUCAACGUGAUUGAAUCUUUUACAGAGCUGUCCCGCAUUGUUCUGAUGAGACAUGGUAUGGAAAAGAUCUGGAGACCCAACAAAGUGUUCAGUCUGCAAGAUCUCUGCUGUCGAGCCAUUGUUUCCUGUACACCAGUUCACCUCAUCGACAAGCUUCCCCUGCCAGUUGCUAUUAAAAGUCAUCUGAAGUCUUUCUCAAUGGCUAAUGGGAUGAAUGCAGUCAUGAUGCAUGGACGUUCCUACUCUCUUGCCAGUAGUGGUGGCAGUAGCAGCAAAGGAAACAGUUUAAAGCGAUCAAAAUCCAUACGUCCCCCACAGAGUCCACCACAGAACUGCUCACGUAGCAACUGCAAAAUAUCUUAGCAAAAGACAAAAAGUUUUUUUUUUCCCCCCCAAGAUGCAGUUUAACCCUUCUGUUUCAGAACUGCAAUCAAAUCAAAGGAACAUUGGGUCCAACGUUUAGCCAAAAGGACUGAAAAACUGAAGUCCCCAAGAGCUACUAGGCUGAAGUAUCGGUUAGUUAAGUUCAUUGGCAUGCCUUCUUAAAAUGUACAGAGUACUGGAAUACCUUCUUACAUAGAACAUACUUCCUUUAAGACAUCGGGCAGUAUGAAGAACAGCAUCUCAAGAAAACAGCAUGCCCUCUCUCUCAGGGCAGCUAACUGGUGCUAUUGUGAUAAGUUAAAGGGACAGUGCAAUUUUGAUUUUGUGAAACAAGCUUUCAAAUAAGGGACCAUAACUGCCACUUGGCUUAGGAUUUGUCUGAUUUUCUUUUUGUGUUGAAAAAUUUCAGGCAACAGUGGUAUGCUGUAUAGGAGAGAGAAGGUCGCACACUCCAGUUUUAUGUUUACUAUACGUUUGUGAAAAGUUUAUAACCAUCUUAUGCCUUGCUCCCAGCUUAAGAGUUAACUGUUUUGCAGAAAUAUGUAAGAGAAGGAAGAUUAUCUCUUGUAUACUUCUGCAUUUUCACUGUUCACAUUCCAUCAGGCAUGGAAUUUUGAAAACUAACUCCUGUGAGUAAUUGGAGGCGGUUUAUGCAAGUUUAGUUUCUGUAAAUAGUGCAGAUGGGGUAGGAGGGAAUGGUUCAGGAGACUCUCUCCUGCCCUUAGGGUGUUGCACUUUGGUUGUUUUCUUACUAAAGUGAGUUAUAAAGUGGAUGGUUUGGGUCAUGAGACCUUUCUGAGAUGCCUUGAUAUUACUGUUAAUUUAUGCAAGCCAUUAAUACCCCCUGCAGUCAUUACUGAAGGAAACUGUACUGAGCCUAAUACGCAUUUUGCAGUAAAUGUUUGUAUUUUUAAUUACAAAUGUAACUGUGGCUUUACUUUUUGUGACAUCAGUGAUGGGCUUAAAUUUAAACAUAGAAGUUGUGUUGUUGCUUCUCAUUCGCAAAAAAAUUCCCUGGGAGAGAACAAAAUUUUUAAGCCAUCUGUUUAAAAGGUAUACGUUCAGUAUUUUGCUGCUUUAUUAUAAAUGAAUGAAAAUAACAUCUGUUGUAUACAUACAGCUUCAACUGAACUAGUAUUUUAAAGUACUACUGGAAGGUGUAGAUUUAGCAUUAGAAGAAUUUUUCAAGUUUAGACAUAGAGCAACCUACCUGCCCUUGAACGUGUACUCCAGUUAUUUUGUUUGAUUUGUUUUGUAAUUGUUUUUCUUAAGCCUUGUCUAGUGAGUUUGGCACAAGUUAUUUCCACUAGGAAUUCUUCCUUGGUAACAAACAAUUUUGUGAUAUUCUGUUGGCCUGCAGACCAAAAAGCAUAAUGUUGGUUUCUGCAAGCCUCAUUUACCUUGGAGCAGCUACAGCCAUCAGAAGCAUUAUUAAAUAAGUAUUCACAGCAGAAAUAGUUGCAUGUUGCACAAAACUUCACACUUAGGCACUCUUAUUAAAAGCCAUCAUUGCUAUAAAUAUUUUUUGCAGUUUUACAGCACUGAAAUUUUCCUUGCGAAAGCCAUGUUUGAGUCUCAUCUUUAGCAGUUAUUGAACAUCUCCACACAAGUCCACUGAAUUUGUUAUACUCAGCCUGUCUAUUUUGGUCUUCAUCCAUGAUUAAAAGCUUAAGGGAAAUUAAGCAUUUAAGGUGGUUGACUUUGACAGUGAAAAUCAUUUGUGUGAUCCGUAAUUGCAGAAUGGAAAUAACUGUGGCCAAAAGUCAGAUAUCACUGGUGUAACAUCCCCACCCCACCUCUGAGCUCUUUAUGCAUCAGUCUGUGUGGAUUAUUUACUUGGAAGGAAUGCAGAGGGUGCAGUCAGUGUGUUAGAGGGGGGUGGGUCUGGGGGCUUGUUCAUCAGACAAAUGUCAAUUUUUAGUGCCCAGAACAUGAUAGUUUCAUUUCUUAUUAGGCAACGCAGUAUCUGCCAAAGCAGGUUUCUUCGCAGGCACUUCCUUGUUUCCUUUAACAGUACUUAAGUUCCACAAAAGGGGAAGAGAGGGACUUUAUCCUGCUGUACAGAAGAUGGUGAAACUUCUCAUCUGAUUUUUCACAGUAAAGUGAGAGAGAGACGUUCUAUAUUUUAGGGGGUUUAAAAUAUUUUAUUGCUGCCCAUCUUUUUUUCUGAUUGUAGCCCUUAACCCACCAUAAAAAGAGGAAACUAAGCACUCUGGCAUCUGACAGGAGUUGAACUGUUUUAGUACUGAUUUGCAAGGCUAGCUCAUGGAACUUUUGCUGAUUUCUUGUAAUGUCAGCUUUUCCUGGGCCUUUGCUAAAAUGAGAAGGACCGACACCUAGUGUAUGCCAAGCAUGCAAGUGUCUGAAACUUGAAAAAGUACUGUUUCUUGAUACCUGUGAAAUUUUUUCGAUAACAGGAAACUGAAGAAUUUCAGGAGAUUGUAAAUUUCUGUCUGAUGACCCAGAAACUUUGUGACAAAGUGGUACUACACUUUGCUGUACACCCGUGAUAAAUUUUGAUAAGUUGCUUGACUUCCUUUUGGAGCGUCAUUUAAAGUGCAUUUUGCCGUUAUGAUAGCUACAGCAAUUUGAACACAGAUAUUGAAUUUGCCACUUUUGACUUGUUUGCAGAUACGUAUGAAAAGCACAGUCUGAUGCCUUUACGAGGAGAGAGAAAAAGGGCUGCUUAGUCUAACAGUUCUAAAUACUUCGCCUGUGGGACUACAUUAAACCUGUUUUCUUGGCUUCGGUAAAAAAAAAAAAAAAAAAUUGUCCAACUGUUCUUGUACACCAUGAACUUUGUUAUUGAACCUUAUGAUUGGAUACCGUUUCCUAACCAUUUCAGUGUCAGCUUUAACAGGAAGUGAGUUUUUUUUUUUUACUAGCCCCAGCAUGUGGAUCCAUGAUGAGUUCUAAAGUGAAUCCCUCAUAGACAAAUUGUUGAAAAAUACAACUGCUGAAAACUGCAGUUGAAAUAGUUCAAAAUAAUUUUGCACCCUUUCAUAUAGGGAAUAUCGUACACCCCUCCCCACCCCUUGUAUGUACAAACACCAACUUCACUGUUGCACAGUAUUAGCGAAAAGUGAAAUUGCUUAGUAAGGGUAAAACACAGGUCACGUGGCUGCAGUCUUGUAGCAGAGAUCCUGACUGAGAGGAAAAAACAAUUCCAUGGACUUUGCUUUUCUUUCUAUCGGCAGUAAGAUUUUACUGUAUUGUAGGUAUUCCCCUCCAGUGCCAGUGGCAGUUUGCACAAUGUGUGGUGCAGAAGUUGGGUGGCUGCAGCUCACAUGACUUCUGAAUUUGAUAAAUGAGGGAUUCUUUAUGCUAGUUUGUAAAUAGAAUGAAGGCCUAUGUCACCAUCUUCUGUUGAUUUAGGAUUAUUGAUGCAUCUGAAAAGAAGAAAAAAGGAAUCUUAGUCUUGUCUUACUUUUUCAUUAGCCCUGUAGAUCAAGUUGAAGUAGCUGUUUACAUUCGCAGUUACUUUGCAGUUUCAGGCAUCAUUUCAUCUUUCUAUAAAAAGCUUAACAUUGCAGAUAAAAUGGUAAACUAAGCCUUAACAUGUUAAUACACAUCGCCCUUCCAUUUCAGAGACUAGAGUUGUCACUAAGAGGAAAACUUGUCCAGAUUAACCACUCAUUUUUGAAGUUUGUAGGACUUGGGGAAAUAGUUAGAAAUGUAUGGAGUUUGCACUUUGAUAUGUCAUGACUGUUGCACUGUACAGCCAUGUGAACUAGUUUGUAUUGUGUAGCUGAGCUUGCAACACUAUUACAGAGAGUCCUGCUUUAGCAUAAAGUAGUAAAUGUUGAGAAAUGCAAGUAGAAUCAUACUGAUGUCAGCUUUUAUUAUAUACUUGGGCACCAAAAGUACUUGGUUUACCCAUCGCAGUCUGAUGGAUGACUGUGUAUGUCCAUUUUACUGAUGUGGAUAUGGGCAUGCAGCUUGGCAUGCAGCCAAUUUACUGAGAUUUAAUUGUUGAAACUAUUAACUGUAUUAAACACGAAAUUGCAUUUAAUUUGAGAUGCGGAAGACCCAAGUGGAUUACAACGGCUGACUAAGAUUGUAGUAAGUAGCACCUGGUUGUGAGGGAUUCCUUUGGGACCUGAGGAGGUGAAAGAAUGUUUUUCAUGGGGUGAGAGGGGGACAUGGCUGCUGCCUGGCUGUUAAUGGGCAUAGAGUUUAGAGAUGGCUUUGGAAUUUCACUGAGAUGGUUAGAAGAGACAACUGAAGAUUUCACAUUUUAUUCAGGUGGGGUGGAUGACCAUAAGCUUGUAAUGAAACUGAGUUGAUAUGGUAAUUCUGCAUAUUUGUUACUUUUUUUGUAGGUCAUUAAAUUGCUCUUACAGUGGGAGUCAGGAAUAUCCACAAUGCAACUUGUAUUGCUGUUUGAAUACCAGUGAGAUUUUUGUUUAGCUGUAUGUAAACCUGAAUUAAAGUAACGGGAAAAGGCAAAAUAUUAAUAUAACACUACAUUUUAUGUAUUUGCUGAUUGACACUUGAAGGAGCUGUUUAUGAUCUUUUAGGCUGUUUUAUUGUUUGUACAGUUUUAAUGUUAGUUUAGAUGCGAAAUACAUUUUUUUUUUCAAAAUAAACUGAAAUGGCUGUUUAUUGUUGAAUAA